UUAUCAGCGCUUAUUUCCAACAAUGGGAGUGAUUCUACAGUUUCAUUGUAUUGUAUAAUAUAGGAACAAUGUUAGACAGUACAAUGCCAAAUUGACUACACAAAACGUCAAUUGGAAGAUAAUAUUUCUUUAUCAGUUAACAAUUCCAUGGGCAAAAUUGAAAUAUUUUCGGGGGAGACUUGCAAUUUUUGGAACAAUAUUGCGCGAAUUCGCGAAAUAAAAUUUUUAGUAUAGAUCUGAGAUCAGCCAUUUUUAAUAUUCCUGACGUGAAGUUUGCGAGCGUGACUGUACAGAUUAUAUCGUUAUUUUUACAGCAGCAGUGCCGAAUAAUAAAACUGUAUUAUAAACCUAUAAAAUGUAAGACAGGCAAGCGAUUUUCACUGAAUGGACUAAAAUUAGCUGAAUAUGUCUUGUAGCGUAACUGAGCGGGUGACGGAAAACAGAGCGGGGCCUGGGGGUGGGCCAGCGACCGGUCCAGGAGCUACAGCUGGGGCAGGUUGCAGACUUCGAGGAUCUAGCAGUGCUAGUCUCGCUACGCCUCCAAACUCCAGAGGAGGUCCCCCGACCUCGGCGGGGUCUCAGUCAGGCCCCCAAAACGGCCCUCAGCCUGGCCAAGGCGCCCCACUGCGUCCCAAGCCCUGUUGCCUUUGCUGGUGCUGUUGCUGCAGCUGUUCCUGUUCAACCCCUGGAAAAGGAAACGAUGAAAAUGGCCCUACAAGAAAUUCCAAUAACUCAGAUCUUUUAAAUUAUGAUGGAGACCCACCUCCUUCUUUAGAGGAAAUCAGAAGUUGGGGUAGAUCUUUUGAUAAACUUAUGCGAAGCCCCGCUGGACGAAAAGUUUUUAGAGAUUUCCUACGGUGCGAAUACUCGGAAGAAAAUAUAUUAUUCUGGCUGGCAUGUGAAGAUUUAAAAAAAGAAAACAAUCCUGAAGCUGUUGAAGAGAAAGCAAGAAUCAUAUACGAAGACUAUAUUUCGAUUCUAUCACCCAAAGAGGUGUCUUUGGACGCUCGAGUUCGCGAAAUCGUGAACCGCAACAUGGUGGAGCCGACGCCGCACACAUUCGACGACGCUCAGCUGCAGAUUUACACAUUGAUGCAUCGAGAUAGCUACCCUCGGUUUGUAAACUCUCCCUUGUACCGGUCGCUGGCUCAGCAGCAGCCGCCACAGCAACAGCAGCAGCAGCAGCAGCAGCAGCAGCAACAACAGCAGCAGCAGCAGCAGCAGCAGCAGCAGCAACAACAGCAGGGUGAAAAGGACGAGCGAUCGUCGCUAGCGCCGGAUCAGGACGGGCCGGGACCCCACGGGUAGCGUUCUUCCGGCCUUUGACGGCGGCCUAACGAGAUCUAGACUCGACAGUCGACAAUAACUCGGAAGUCGGAAGGGCGGCUAAGGCCACACGCCCUCUUCGGAUCAUUCCUCGCUCCGACACCGAUGCACCGUCAGUUCCAUAAAGUGCUAGACCGUGGACCGGUGUCGUCAACGGACCAAUCCCAGAUCGGGACAGUGACGUUACAAACCGUUAUUUUGUUACCGCGUGCAUUUCAUAGCAAUCAGACUUGGACGUCACUCGUCGCUCACUUCUUAAAUAUUAGUGUUGUGUAAUAACGAAGUUAUGGUUCAUCUCACUUCUAGGAUUAGGAUAAUGUGGCAUAAGAUUAAGUAAUAAUAAGGGCUACUUGUCUCACUAGUCAACCCAUCCCAUCCCUCCGCCAUGGGACCGCCACGACGCCGCUCGCCGCGACUUACAAUAUGAAGAUGUGAUAUAAAUACGUAGCGAUUCGACCAUGGCGGUCAGCCCUGCCCUCAUUCUACUUGCACCACACCAUGUACCCCAAUUAUAGUACACUAAUAAUCGACACACUGUGAAUUCAUAUAAAUAAAUAUCAAAUAUACGUUUGUUGUCUUCAUUUA
Messenger RNA from Tribolium madens (black flour beetle), 1911 nucleotides. RefSeq names its product regulator of G-protein signaling 20-like. Bases 406 to 1308 code for a protein of 300 amino acids. Lineage: Eukaryota; Metazoa; Arthropoda; Insecta; Coleoptera; Tenebrionidae. The transcript is spliced from 7 exons. The record is from RefSeq and is a predicted model, not a curated record.